Messenger RNA from Entrophospora sp. SA101, 579 nucleotides. The record is from the annotation of a GenBank genome assembly. Lineage: Eukaryota; Fungi; Glomeromycota; Glomeromycetes; Entrophosporales; Entrophosporaceae.
AUGGGACAAACCUCUUCUUCAGACAGCAAAAAUGUUGAGGAUACUCAUACUUGUCAAUAUUUUCGUAAUUUAGCUCACACUGAAGCUCAAAAACGGAAUGAGUGUUAUUCUCAGUCACAAGAUGCUUACAAAAAUCGACAAGGCGGAAAAGCAAAAAAACUUUCCUUACAGGGAAAAGAACACGAGAGGAAAAUGCAAGAAUACAACAAUAAAGCUGCUGAAAUUAUAUUUCUUGAAAACAAUAAAGAUCGUCCAAUAACAGAACUUGAUUUACAUGGAUUGUUUGUGAAAGAAGCCGUUGAAAAAACUAAAUUACGUAUAGAACAAUGUGAACUAAAAGGUGUUAGUUAUUUAGUCAUAAUUGUUGGUAAAGGUAAACAUUCGAUAAACGGUAUCAGCAAACUACGGCCUGCCGUUCUUGAACUUAUUAAGAAACACAAUUUACGAUGUACACCAAAUAAGCCAACUGAUGGCUGUUUACAUGUAGAAAUUGGUAGUUCUGAUGGUGCUAGUCAAGAUCUCAAUUGGUUUCAGUCAUUAUUUGGUAUUAAGGAUAACAAUAGUUGUAUUAUAUGUUAA